AUGAAUUUGAGUCAGCUAAUAUCCUUCGGUAACAACUCAGCAGUGGCACUAAAGGACAUAGUUGGAUCUAAAAUAGGUUUACUAUGUAAACCUAACCCUAACCAAACACAUGCACUUCCAAGCAUUAUAUCAUAUUCAGGCAUUCUCAUUCUACUAUGUGGGGCAUAUAAAUUAUGUGAAAAGAAAAAAGAGAAGACCGUUUUACCAGUUCAGGGCAAUGUGAACAGCGUGCAAAAUACGAACGAGUCCUUGGAUCAACAUGAACAAAAUGUUCAAGAUGCAACCGUUGGUGGAGAAGAGGGAGAUGGAGAAGGAGAAGAUGAAUUAGGGGAAGGAUUAACAGAAGGAAUAGAGGAAGGAUUAUUGGGAGAAUUAGGGGAAGGGUUGGGGGAAGAAUUAGAUGAAGAAUAUGGAGAAGAAAUUGGCGAACAAUUUUCUGACGACCUUGGGGAAGAAUAUAACGAGGAAUAUGGGGAUGAAUAUAACGAGGAAUAUGGAGGAGAAUAUAUCGAAAAAUAUGGGGAUGAAUAUGGAGAAGAAUAUGGAGACGACGAGGUCAACCAACACGAUGAUGAAGAAGCCAAUCAAUAUGGUGAUGAAUAUGAAGAAUACAACAUACUCAAAGAUGAUCAGGUCACUGUAGACCAGGCAAUGGAAUUGUAG
This is a messenger RNA of Plasmodium gonderi, 663 nucleotides long. RefSeq lists its product as hypothetical. The coding region runs from base 1 to 663 and encodes 220 amino acids. The transcript is spliced from 2 exons. NCBI's taxonomy places the organism in Eukaryota, Apicomplexa, Aconoidasida, Haemosporida, Plasmodiidae. The record is from RefSeq and is a predicted model, not a curated record.